GCAGUGCGUAAUGCGUAGCUACUGAGGACUAUCAAAGACGUGGACGAAGACCAACGAGCUCCAGCUCUCCUGCGCUGCUGCUUGCUGCACACUGCCCAACACACGGCCCCGAUGACGACUACUGCUCGACUGAGCGACUGUCCGAGGAAGAGAGAGUGUACUUACCCCCACUCCCAGUCUCGCCUUCUAUCCCCACCCCACCGAGCAAGCUCUAUUAUACGUAUUUUAUGCGCUAUCAUACUGGGCCAGCUCUGGCUUGCCAGUUAUUUUUUUGGCCAUUCUUAGCUCGCACCGGGCCUCCGCAAUUUUUCCGACAUUUUCCCGAGGCUGCCAGGCCUGUUAACUCAACCCGUUAACUGCUGACAUUUUAUGUAUUGUGUUUUAAUAAGAGUGCCAGAGUUCCGUCCUCGCACCUCGGUCUCUUCUGCCUGCUUGCGGGGAUUACGUGCAGGUGGCGCUGGCGUAGCCCCGAUCCCGAAGCGGUAGCAGCGUCGCGCCUUGUCUGCUAAUCAUCAGCUAACAACACUGCUUCGGCUUGGCAUUUGUUGCCAAAGAUAUUGGACUUGCUGUCUACGCUGGGCUUCGUCUCGUUCUUUCAAUGUGUUUCUUACAUUAGAAUCUCAUCAACAUUGCGUCAGUGCUUCGAAGAAAUAAGUGAAACUUCAAGUAUACUCUUGCCUGGCAUAUAUGUAGCUCUGAGCCAGGGGUUUAUCCAACUUGAAGGUUAUGUUUUCAGCAGCUGAGUUUUGAAUCCAAAUAGCGGGAAGCGUGCGUACUUUUAACGCGAUUUUCUCUAGUUAACGGGUAAGAAUAUUUUCAUAGAAAACAUGGCAACGUCAAGACCCAAGCGUGCCAAUGCUGGCAAUAAAAUGGCGAAACUCCUUAACGAGGAGGAGGAAGAUGAAUUCUACAAGACUACCUAUGGAGGUUUCGAGGAGACAGAGCAGGACAAUGAUUACAAGGAAGAGGUUGAAGCAGAGGACGAAGUAGACUCUGAUUUUAGUAUAGAUGAGAAUGACGAGCCAGUAUCAGACCAUGAACCUGAGGAGAAAAAGAGAAAAAAGGGAGUUUUCACAAAAGCUUACAAGGAACCAGCCAAGCCUUCUUCGUCAAAACCAAAAGAAGCAGCAGUACCUAAGAGAAAGAGGUCCAGGAUUCAAAAAAUAGAAAGGAUAUUUAUCGAUACAGAGAGAAAGUCAAUCCGUCGUUCUACAGCUGCAAAGUCUGCUGCAACAUUGAAAAGAUUGGAAAAAAGGAACGAGGAUCAGAGAAAGAAAGUUAAAAUAGUUAAAUACGAUGACUACAAGCCCACGCAAGAUGAGUUGCUGGAAGAGGCACUGCAAACUGAGGAAAUCAAUUUGAAAUCUUUGGAGAAAUACCAGAGGCUUGAGAACGAGAAAAAGAAUACUAGAACAGUACGCAAAACAAAUGUUGGCCCCAUGAUAAGAUACCAAUCAUUGUCUAUGCCAGUUAUGGUCUUGUCAAAUUCUCACAAAGAAAAGGCAAGCAAAUCGCAGACUGAUACUGAUGCCGAUGGGAGCAAAGCAGAUGAUUCUGAAAAUAAAUCCACUCAGGCAAAUGACAAUGGUAGGGAAGAGAAAAAAGAAAUGAAUAUAACGGAAAAGGAAAAAAGCUUUGAUUGCAUAGGGACUAAUGGAAAUUACGAGAGAACUUUUGUUACUUUUGAUAAUGUACAGCAAUUUGGGAAAAUUUUUAAAAAGAAGCCAGUUCUUAGGCCGACGUUGAAAUCUCUCUGUGCAAUCACAAGCAGAUUACCAGCCAAAUAUCGCGACCCAAUGACUCAAUUGCCAUACAGAAACGUACAAACAUUUCGUUUACUGAGGGAUGCUUACUAUCAACAGCUAGACGCUCAGUCGGAUACUAGUGACCCGAUGAUAAGUCCAGAAUUGGCACGAUGGUUAGAGUGGAGACAAAAGAACAAUCAAAUCUCCCAGAGGAGCACUGUGCGUCUUGAACCCGCGUCAGCUUCUUCCGCUUCCUAGUUCACAUAAUUACAAAAGUAAAUCAACUCAUUCUUGUAAUAUAUAACGUCGCUUAAGAAACAUAAACUUGGAUAGGAGAAAAAAAAAUUAAGUUGUAAAUAAAUAUCAAAUAUCAUGCUGUGUGUACGGUACAAUGUUUGCCACAACGGCGACCGUUAACUUGUUUAAAGUAUUUCUACUUUUGUAUAAAUGAUGCGCGCAUAUGGGUGCUUGAAAAAUACAAAAAGGAGCAUUACAGUAUUAAAAGAAAACUUGAAUAAUUCAUCUACUUCUACAUUGAUAUCCAAGUCUCUAAAAAAUAAUUUUCGUUAAUCUUUUAUUUCCAUCAGUGUAUAAGAUCAACGAAAUAAAAUUAAUUGUAUGAA
Nasonia vitripennis (jewel wasp) is the source of this 2368-nucleotide messenger RNA. RefSeq names its product vacuolar protein sorting-associated protein 72 homolog (gene YL-1). The transcript is spliced from 4 exons. Gene Ontology annotation, molecular function: ATP-dependent H2AZ histone chaperone activity. NCBI's taxonomy places the organism in Eukaryota, Metazoa, Arthropoda, Insecta, Hymenoptera, Pteromalidae. Bases 828 to 2003 code for a protein of 391 amino acids. The record is from RefSeq and is a predicted model, not a curated record. Gene Ontology annotation, biological process: chromatin remodeling; regulation of DNA-templated transcription. Gene Ontology annotation, cellular component: nucleus.